Molecule: messenger RNA, 2276 nt
Organism: Episyrphus balteatus (marmalade hoverfly)
Lineage: Eukaryota; Metazoa; Arthropoda; Insecta; Diptera; Syrphidae
Gene: Eip63E
Product: cyclin-dependent kinase 14
Exons: 11
Coding region: 477-1955 (492 amino acids)
Biological process (GO): protein phosphorylation
Cellular component (GO): nucleus; cytoplasm; cytosol
Molecular function (GO): heme binding; cyclin binding; ATP binding
Source: RefSeq, a predicted model, not a curated record
AUAUGUAUGUAUAAUAUCGUGAGUUCAAUCUUUGAUUCAUUGUUGUUUCCCGCGUGUCGUGUUGCUGUAUAUAUCUAUAAAUGUAUCUGUGAGUCUGUGUAAAUAUUUAAAAGUAUCUAUGCUAAUUGCUAUUGUUAUUAGCUUUAGUAUAUUUAUAUGAGUGUAUCUAUAUCUAUCUAUAAUAAAUAAUUGUAGAAGAUAAAAAGUGAAAUAGAAAAAAAGAAGAAAAAUAAAUUGUGAUUGUGUGGCUUAAUUCUAUUACCGGUGCUACUGUAUAAGUAAAAAAAAUAUCAGUUAAAGCCAAAUAGCCUUUUUUCUACAUUCCAACCUCAGGGUAUACCAACCUAUUAGACAAAAAAAUUUGUAUACAAACAAACAAAAUAUAAAACAUUUGUAAAUCUACCCGGUAAAUAUUGAAAGAAAUCAGCAAAAUUAAUAACAACAACAAUAACAUUCGGAGUAGCAGAGGUGUGACAAUGCGUGAGAAAAAAGGCGGCGCAUUGCAGAAACUUAAGAAGAGGCUAUCCCACAGUUUUGGAAGAUUAACAAUUUCAAGAGAGGACGGCGACGAAUCACACCACCAUCAUCAUCAUCACCAUCUCCAUCACAGGGGUGGUCAUGGACACAAUCACGGUAGCAAAGUUCCCUACAAUGGAUACAACUCCGAGGAGUUUCUGGACAGACUGGAGCCGAAUGGUAACAUCCCAGCCGAUAAAUCAAAUUGUAGAUACGGGGAUCGGGAACUGGCAAAUAACGAAAAGAAACAAGACUGGCGAAGUGGCGUGAAUGACCACGAUCGAGUACAGCGACAAUUGUCCGUAUCAUCAGACAGUAAAUUACUCGACGACGAUAUCAGGGAAGAAACACGAGUCAUAAUGAGACCAAAAAAACCGCCCAGACCUAAAUCGGAAGUGUUUUUAAAUAAACAGGACCCGCAUCCAAGACGAAAACGUUUCAGUGCAUUUGGGGGUGAUUCACCGUUCGGCAAAUCGGAUGCGUAUAUCAAAUUAGAACAACUAGGCGAAGGGUCAUAUGCAACUGUCUACAAGGGUUUUAGCAAUUUAACCCACCAAAGAGUUGCACUAAAAGAAAUUAGACUGCAGGAGGAGGAGGGUGCCCCAUUCACAGCGAUUCGUGAAGCCUCGCUACUCAAAGAACUGAAACACUCAAAUAUUGUUACAUUACACGAUAUUGUACAUACGAGAGAAACGUUAACUUUUGUUUUUGAAUAUGUUAAUACGGAUUUAUCACAAUAUAUGGAAAAACAUCCGGGCGGUCUGGAUCAUCGUAAUGUGCGUUUAUUUUUGUUUCAAUUGCUGCGCGGUCUGUCGUAUUGCCACAAACGUCGUGUACUGCAUCGCGAUGUGAAGCCACAAAAUUUACUCAUAAGCGAUGCUGGUGAAUUGAAACUUGCCGAUUUCGGUUUGGCAAGAGCCAAAAGUGUUCCAAGCCAUACAUAUUCACAUGAAGUGGUAACGUUAUGGUACCGUCCACCAGAUGUCCUUCUUGGUAGCACCGAGUAUUCAACAUCGUUGGAUAUGUGGGGUGUGGGGUGUAUAUUCGUUGAAAUGGUCACAGGGAUGCCAACAUUCCCCGGUAUUCGAGAUACGUACGAUCAGUUGGAUAAGAUAUUCAAAUUGCUUGGCACGCCGACAGAGGAGACGUGGCAGGGUGUAACACAUUUCCCCGGAUACAAACCGCAUAAAUUAGGUUUUUAUAGGUCGCGUAAAUUAGGUCAUAGUUUUCCUAGGUUGUACGAUAUUAUUGAAGGAGAAGCGAUAGCGAAUGCCUUUCUGCAAUUGAAUCCUGAAGAGAGGAUAGGUGCAGAGGACGCAUUGCAACACUCGUAUUUUGCACAGUUGCCAAAAAAAUUAUACGAACUACCCGAUGAAACAUCGAUUUUCACCGUUGAAGGUGUGCAUUUGUAUCCAGAGCCUAAUCGGCAAAAUAAAUGAAAAUUAAAGCAAGUUCUAUCCCUGGAUGGUGUUCGUCACUACUGUUAACAGCAGCCAUAUACAUAAAUAUAUUAAAAAAUAAAACAAAACAAAAAUAAAAAAUCUAAAUAAAAUAAUAUUUUUUAAUUUAAUUUAAACAAAAAAAAAAAAAAAACAUAGAGAAAGGAAAUUAAAUCAUUUAAUUCGAUUUAAAACAAAAAAUGAAAAAAAAAAAACUAGAGAAUGAAUGGAAUCAGAAAAGGAAAUCAAAAAAUAAAAUUGAUAAUGAAGUCCUUGUAACUUCUGCGCUGGAUCUUCGAUAACUUCAAAAGUAAUACUGAA